Messenger RNA from Brassica rapa (field mustard), 3440 nucleotides. RefSeq lists its product as uncharacterized. NCBI's taxonomy places the organism in Eukaryota, Viridiplantae, Streptophyta, Magnoliopsida, Brassicales, Brassicaceae. Gene Ontology annotation, molecular function: nucleic acid binding; zinc ion binding. The record is from RefSeq and is a predicted model, not a curated record.
ACCAUUGAUUAUGUCAAACAUGAUUCAGACACAAGAUGAAAUUUCUAGUACUCAUGAUUCGCCUAUUGCUGGAAGUAGUAAUGUAUUUGAGAGAGGAACAAAAACACACGCGGAGACUGAAUGGAACAGCAUUCAGAGAGUUGACGAAGUCUCUGGUAUACAACAUACUUGUAUUAGCGACAGUCUUAUUUCUCCUUCAAGUGGUCUUGUUAGCAAUAAGAGAGGAUUGGACUCGAUUGGACUUGCUGUAUAUGGGUCUGGAAAGUCAAAAUUGCCAUCUUUCUCCAGUAGACGUGGUAGAGAAAGCAUGGGAGAAGAUAUCUUGUCUCCCAGUUGUGGUGAUGAUGAUGAUUUGUUCUGCGGGAAGUUUUUCAAGGAUAAAAAGGAAAUGAGCACAAAGUUGAGGUUGCAUGCAGUUAGUAAAAGCUUUGAGUUCCACACAGAAUAUUCAGACAAAACACGUUAUGUUCUUAGUUGUGUGGAUGAAAGAUGCAGUUGGAGUUUUCGUGCAAAAUCAGUUAAAGGAUCUCAGAGUUUUUUUGUUCGUCAUUAUGUAUCUAAACAUACUUGUGACACUUCUCUGAGAACUGUUAGUCAUCGGCAAGCUACUGCAAAAUUGUUGGGAACUAUGGUCAGCAAUCAUUAUGAAGGAGGAAAGAUUGGGCUGAAACCUAAACAGAUCAUGGAAAAAGCUAGAAAUGAUCAUGGUGUUGUGAUUACAUAUUCAAAGGCUUGGAGGUCUCAAGAGCACGGCCAAGAUAUAGCUAGGGGUACUCCUGAUGACAGUUAUGAAGCUUUGCCCAGUUGGUUUCACAUGAUAAAAGAAAAGAAUCCAGGUUCUGUGACUUUUAUCGAAGUUGAUGCUGUUGGGAAAUUCAAAUACGCAUUUUUGUCGCUUGGUCCAUCUAUCAGAGGGUUUAAGUUGAUGAGGAAGGUACUUUCUGUUGAUGGUGCCCAUCUGAAAUCAAAGUAUAAAGGGACUCUACUUGCUGCCACAGCACAAGAUGGUAAUUUUCACUUGUAUCCUAUAGCUUUUGCUAUAGUUGAUUCUGAGAAUGAAGCCUCAUGGAGUUGGUUUAUGAAAUGUCUGAAAACCAUCAUUCCUGAUGAAGAGGAUUUGGUUUUUGUCUCUGAUCGUGCGGCCUCUAUUGAAAAAGCUCUUUUACAACAUUAUCCUGUUGCUCACCAUGGAAUCUGCAUCUUUCACUUUCAAAAGAAUGUCCAGGACAAUUUCAAAAGUUCAACACUUGUCCCUUUGGUUGUUGAAGCUGGUUAUGCCUACACCAAAGCUGAUUUCGAUUGCUAUUUUCAAGAGAUUGAGGAGUCCGACAUUGUAUUAGCAGAUUAUCUUCGUAAAGCAGACUUCAGGAAGUGGACCCGAGCUUAUUCUCCUGCUAAUCGCUUCAACAUCAUGACGUCAAACUUGGCCGAAUCUAUAAAUUCUUUGCUGAAAGUGAGUCGUGAGUAUCCAAUUGUCUGUCUUUUUGACACUAUUAGGAUGAUAAUGACUAAGUGGUUCACUGAACGACGUGAGGAAGGAGUUCGUCACAUGCACCCUGUCACUGUCGAAGUGGGGAACAAGAUGAAGGAGCUAUAUGAUUUUACGUCUCGCUUCCUUGAAGUUUCCAAAAUCAAUGAUUCAGAGUUUGAGGUUAAGGGAGAUACAAGAGAUCAAGUGGUGAAUUUUCAAACAAGGCAUUGUUCAUGUUUUGUGUUUGAUAUUGAGAAGUUUCCUUGUGCUCAUGCAAUUGCCGCUGCAAAAUCUGGGAAUAAGCACGAAAAUGAUUAUGUCGAUGAGUUUUUCUCCAAUGAAAGGUUUACACUAGCAUAUUCAGAGAGUGUAUAUCCUGUUGGUGAUAAAACAUAUUGGGAUAUUCCUCCCCAUGUAGCUUCGUUUGUUUGUCGCCCUCCAUCUACACGCUUUCCUAGUGGGAGGAGGAAAAAAAAGAGGAUACCAAGUUCGUGGGAGUAUGGAAAAUAUCGGCCCAUAUCUAAACCAUCACCCAAGGCUUACAAAUGCAGCAGAUGUGGACAGAAAGGACACAACAAAGGUAGUUGUGUAAGGCCUAUUUGAUAACAGAGUAGUAUAAAAACUUGUGUGCAAUUGAUUAUUUUAUAUGAUGUUAUAAGAGAGAAUUGGAAUCGAAUAGAUUUUGGGGAACCUUUUACUAUUACAUUUUAUCGUUUUAUAAUGAUUUAUAAAGUUUACAGGUGUCUAAUAGAAGUUAUGUUCCUUUUAUUUUUACAUCUAUCAUUUUAUAAUGCUUUAUAAAUUUUGCAGGUGUCUAAUAGAAGUUAUGUUAUUUAUUAUACGAAAUGUGUGGUUACAUAAACUACCCUUUAUAAAUCAUUAGGAUUCAGAUUAAUUGUAGAAAUUAUAUGUUCGUUUGAUAUCUUAGCUUACUUGCAUGAACAUAAAUAAAAUAUGUUUCCUUAGCAAAGGUUUAAGGUACAAACCAAAAUAUAUUUUCCUCAUCAUGAAGGAUUAAGGGACAAGCCAAAAGAUGUUCCUCAUUGAAGACAUCAUCAAAAGAUAACACACUAAAACUGAAAAAGUUCCAUAGAUAUUUGUUAAAAGUACUAAAAAACUGAAAGAGCUUCAUUUCUUCAAAUUCGCGAUGCUUCUAAUCGGCAUUUUUAAGAUCUUCCAAAACACUUCCUAUCACAUCAUCAGCUGAAUCUUUCUCAAAUUGUUUCUUUUGUUUUUUCGAUUUGGGGGUGCCAACAUUGUGUUCCUUUAUAAGCAUAACAAUUAAGAAAAUCAGAAAUGAUAAUUGGAUGUAGUCAAUGAAAUUUGAAAGAAUAUUUUAUAAACCAUUAUACAUAGAGAGAUAUUUACCUUAUUUCCUCUUCCAUUCUUCUUUGUAAACUUCACGUGCUUUUUAGAUGCAUCCUCAUUCCCUUCUCCAUCCUUCAAUUUUAAUGACACAAUAAGUAAAGUUACAUAGAGCAUAUUAAACAUUUAAAAAGUCAAUCAUUUAUAAAGAUUUAUAAAUCAGCUUACUUCAUUGGUUUCCGGAUUUUCACUCUCUUUAUCACCGUCGUCCACAUCGUCUUCUGUAUCCUCUUCUUCUUGUUGUUCCUCUUCUUCUUGUGGCUGUUCCUAUUUAAAAAAAAAAAGAUUACAUAUUCUUAAUGAUUUAUAAUUCUAUAACGGUUUUCAAUUUAUAAAGGGUUAUAAAUAAGCUUACUUCAUUGACUUCUGCGUCAUCCUCUUGGUGUUGUUCCUCUUCCUCUUGUGUCUGUCCCUAUUUCAAUAAAAGGAUUACAUAUUUAUAAUGAUUUAUAAAUUUAAAACGAUUGUUCAGUUUUUAAAGAUUUAUAAAUCAGCUUACUUCAUUGGUUUCCGGAUUUUCACUCUCUUUAUCACCAUCGUCCACAUCGUCUUCUGUAUCAUCUUCUUGUUGUUGUUCCUCUUCUUCUUGUGGUUGUUCCUAUUU